Messenger RNA from Haliotis rubra (blacklip abalone), 1542 nucleotides. Its product is annotated as chitin deacetylase 7-like. Bases 1 to 1542 code for a protein of 513 amino acids. The transcript is spliced from 2 exons. Gene Ontology annotation, molecular function: hydrolase activity, acting on carbon-nitrogen (but not peptide) bonds. Gene Ontology annotation, biological process: carbohydrate metabolic process. The record is from RefSeq and is a predicted model, not a curated record. Lineage: Eukaryota; Metazoa; Mollusca; Gastropoda; Lepetellida; Haliotidae.
AUGAAAGGUGAGGUUGUGUUUGUGCUUGCAGUAUUUCUGCACGUUGCUAUUGAGACGGUCAGUAGUGUUGAGAACCGAUGUACGGCAAAGAACUGUAAGCUCCCCGACUGCCGCUGCCCAGGACAUAACAUUCCCGGGGGAUACAAGCCAGAACAAAUCCCACAGAUGGUUCUUAUCACAUUUGAUGACGCAGUUAACUGGGAAAACUGGGAUUAUUACAUGAAACUCUUCCCUCCAGAUCGAAGCAGGCUCAACCCCAACGGCUGUCCCGUAGCUUCAACGUUGUUCGUGUCCAACAACUUCACCGACUAUUGCAUGUUGAAGAAGUUGCAUGCCCGCGGUCUCGAGAUCGCGGACCACAGUGUAUCUCAUCGUGUUCCGCAUUCGUGGUGGGGCCAAGCAUCUGACGAAGAUCUUCGGGAAGAAAUUGUCCAGCAGAAGAAGAAUCUUGCCGAACUAGCUCAGAUACCAGUCGAGGACAUUCGAGGAUGGAGAAGUCCCUUCCUCCAGCCAACAGGGGACACCAUGUUUAAUAUUCUGUACGAAAAUAAUUUUACGUACGAUGCUACAAUGACGUACCCGUUUCCCAGAAAUGUUUACUCCCCUGUCAUGUGGCCCUUCACCCUUGACUACUCAUACACCUUGGUCUGCAACAUCAGCCCCUGCCCCAAGAACCAGUACCCUGGGUUCUGGAUUCUCCCCGUGGUGGUCAUGAUGGACUACAGAGAGCACCUCCCUUGUGCGUAUGUAGACUUCUGUAAAAACGCUCCCAGGAAUCAAGACGAAGCUUUUCAGCUUCUCUGGAAGAACUUCCUUAGAAACUACCGAACCAACCGCGCACCAAUGUACGUUAACCUUCACUCCGUCUGGCUCCAGACCAAGUUCAACCUAGACGCCAUGGAUGAGUUCAUCGAGCGGCUCACCUCCAUGGACGACGUGUACGUGACCACCGUCAGCAAGGCCAUAGAAUGGAUGAGGAACCCCACCCCACUAACAGAGAUCCAGAACUUUGAGCCGUGGCAGUGUGUGAAGAAACCGAACAUAGAAGACGACGCUUUCUGUUCUUUCACCUUCAAACCCAUAACGACCUUGGCGCCGGGUCAGAAAACCACGGACCACACCCACGUUCACGGCGAGGAAGACAAAGAUAGAAACAGGAACAGCAACACAAUAGGAAGAAAUAAACCCAAUGACAGAUUGGUGGCCAACGGUGUGAGCCAGAAUAUCCGACCAGUGGCCAACGGUGUGAGCCAGAAUAUCCGACCAGUGGCCAACGGUGUGAGCCAGAAUAUCCGACCAGUGGCCAACGGUGUGAGCCAGAAUAUCCGACCAGUGGCCAACGGUGUGAGCCAGAAUAUCCGACCAGUGGCCAACGGUGUGAGCCAGAUGGUCACCGUCCAACAAAUGCGAUAUCUGUUGCAAACAGCAGGAUGCCCUUGUGAGCUACUUCACGGUACAUUACAGACAGCCAACCGGCGUGAACACGUCUGUGCAACAUCUGAUGACUGUUUACUGCUUACUACUAACUUCGAAGUACAGUAA